GGACCCAGACGGACAUGGUACUGGAUUCCAUCUUACCGUAUCUGUGCUGACAUCAAGAGGCCUGAGAAGAAGUCCAUUUUUAGAGUGACUUCUACUACUGUAGUACAUCCGAUGAACAGAUUUGAAUGGCGCUCAAGCAUGAAAAAAGAAGAAAAUGACAGCAUCAUCCUCACCCUUGAAGACCUCUACAUGAAUGACUCCGGUAUUUUCUACUGUUCCGAUGGCAGGCUGGAUUCACCAAAAAUCAAAGUCUCUGUGAAACCUGGUUAUCAAAAUGAGAUUGUUGCUGAAUAUUCCAAGAAGCCCCAGGGGAGGCAUUGGAGAGUAAACCUUACCUGUAACUCCUGUGCGAACAAGACACUUGUCAAAACUGAUGGAAAUGACACCAUUACAUGGAAGUUAAAUGGCAAGGAUGUUCCCAAGAGAAUAAUUAUCCAGAAAUUGAAGAAUAUCAUUCAAAUAACAAAUAAUCCUAGACACUCUCAUGGUCUCUGGGAAUGCAGUGAUCAAGCAUGCCCAGGACAAUCUGAUGGUUACUGUUUGGAAAGUGUUCCAGGAACUUCAGAGGAAUUUGGGAAUAAGGAGACUUACUUCUUUUCCACAAAGUCACCAGGUACAAAGAAGGGAGAGGUUGACCCACGUGUGAUUGGCGGCUGUGUUGCUGGACUCCUUGCUCUUCUCUUGGUGGGUGUAGUUGUUUUUGUCACCUGCAGGAGGCGCUCGUCACACAACACCAGCCCCAGUGACACGACAAAAGAGCAGGAAGCGCAAGGUAGCAAGCCCUCAACUGUAACAGAAGGAUCUCCAAAGAGAAGAAACAAGGAGGACUCUGGAACUGCUAACCCUACCUCCACAGAGCACGAAGCAGCAGGAAUCCAGUACUCAAUGUUACAAUUCAGAGAGACUGGUGGACACCAGAACCAGAUGGAUAAGGAAAUGGUCAUUUAUGCUGAAAUGCCUGCUAACACUUGAUCAACAGUACUGGUCAUCUUAAUUUAUUCCGGGAGGUGAAUAAAUCAAGCAGAACAAUUCCUCUGAUGAACUUAUCAUGGAUUUCUACAAGCAUUUUACAGCACAGAGCUGGUUGGGGACUGCUGAGAGUUGUAGGACUUUUUCUGUCUAAGCAGGCAUAGGAUUGCGCCAUUAAUUGCUUACGAUGUCAGGAAACCUGAUAUUACUACAAUCAAAAGAAAUGUUAGCCUAUGAAUGGUAUACAGCAGGAAGGAUGACUUGACAGCAGUGAACUUUACUGCGGUCAGAGAAGGCAGACAAGUGGCAGAAACAUCUGAAAAGAAAUGUCCUCUCUUUCGAAUUCAAAAUACAGAAACAAGAUGUAUUAUCGUAACAUUUCUUGUAUUCCUUCAUAUACCUACAAUACUUGAAUUUAUCUAAAC
This is a messenger RNA of Elgaria multicarinata webbii, 1394 nucleotides long. RefSeq lists its product as uncharacterized. Lineage: Eukaryota; Metazoa; Chordata; Lepidosauria; Squamata; Anguidae. Bases 112 to 972 code for a protein of 286 amino acids. The transcript has 6 exons. The record is from RefSeq and is a predicted model, not a curated record.